Molecule: messenger RNA, 5255 nt
Organism: Rhea pennata
Lineage: Eukaryota; Metazoa; Chordata; Aves; Rheiformes; Rheidae
Gene: NRDE2
Product: NRDE-2, necessary for RNA interference, domain containing
Exons: 12
Coding region: 62-3277 (1071 amino acids)
Biological process (GO): regulatory ncRNA-mediated heterochromatin formation; negative regulation of RNA catabolic process
Cellular component (GO): catalytic step 2 spliceosome
Molecular function (GO): protein binding
Source: RefSeq, a predicted model, not a curated record
CAUCUUGCGUGGCCGACCGGCAGGGUAGCAAGCGCAAGUGGAAGUGGCGGCGAGCCGGGACAUGGCCCUCUUCCCGGCUUUUGCCGGUGCAGCCGAGCUGGGAGAGAACCCAGCCAGCAGCAGCGAAGGCUCCCGGAGAGAAUUGGACUGGCUUAGUAACCCAAGCUUCUCAACAGAAGAUGCACUAUUACUGCAUCAGCGCACUACAGAAACUGCAAAACUCACCCCUGAAAAAUCACCACUAAUAAGCAGGAAUACUUCAAGAUCAGAUCUGUCAGGGGAAAGUGAUACAGAUGAGACUCUAAACAAGACAAGUAAGAGAAGAAAAAAGAAAAAGAAAAAGCAUCAUCAACAUAGGAAAACAAAAAGGAAAACCAGAGGGGAUUCCAGUAGCAGUGAAUCAGACCUUGACUCUAAGUGCAUCAAGGACAAAGUCACAGGACGUGGCAGAAAUCGUGAAAAAGAAGCAGCAGUAAAUCUAGAUGAUAAAACAUCAAAUCUUACUAGCAAUCGCUUUAUUUGGCUUGAUGAUAUCCAGGCUUUCACAGCAGAAACGUUCAGAAUAGACAAGAAAUCAGAUCCUGCAAACUGGGCCUACAAAUCUCUGUAUCGAGGGGACAUAGCAAGAUAUAAAAGGAAAGGAGAGUCCUGUCUUGGCAUAGAUGUGAAGAAACAGUGUAUAACUUGGACCAGUUCUGCGUCAGAAAAGAAGCGAUCACAGAGGCAACCUGAGCGCUAUUUUACAAAGAACAAUGUGAAGAUGCUGAACACAGAUGGGAUUCCUGUUUACAAUUCCUGUUCUCCAUCUGACCCCGCUGCCUAUAUACCAGUUUCCCAAAUAGAAACUGACGAUCCUCCUGACACAACAGAAGUAAAUCCUCUUGGGGUUUAUGAUCCCUCUACUACAAUGUGGCUGCAAGGAAAAGGGUGCAAGGGUACAGACCUUGAGCCUGUGAAGGAGCAGGUGUUCCAAGAGCCUGGGCUAAAUACUAACUCCAUUCUAAUGUCAAAAGUGGAAGAGCAUAACAAGAAGGUCAGAGAAAACCCAAGAGAUAUUCAUGCUUGGAUGGAGUUUGUUUCCUUUCAGGAUGAAUUAAUGAGAGGACCUAGCCCUUAUGUGAGUAAGGGAGAACAGGAAGUAAGAAGAAAAUCACUGAAGUUAAUCUUGGAAAAGAAACUAGCUAUUUUAGAGAGGGCUAUUGAAAGCAAUCCAAGUAAUGUUGAUCUGAAACUCGCCAGGCUGAAGCUUUGCACCGAGUUCUGGGAACCACCAGCUUUGAUCAAAGAAUGGCAGAAGCUAAUUUUCUUACAUCCCAAUAAUCCAGACCUGUGGAAGAAGUAUCUCCUGUUCUGUCAAAGUCAGUUCAGUACCUUUUCUGUUUCAAAAAUCAAUAGUCUCUAUGGAAAAUGUUUGACUACAUUGGCAGCUGUACGUGAUGGUAGUAUGGUAUCACAUCCACUGCUGCCUGGCACAGAAGAAGCUAUGUUAGCGAUAUUUCUUCAGCAGUGCCAUUUUCUGAGACAGGCUGGCCAUUCUGAGAAAGCAGUGUCUUUGUUUCAGGCUCUGAUUGACUUCACCUUCUUUAAACCUGACAGUGUAAAAGAUCUGUCAACAAGGGGACAGGUGGAAUUCUUUGAACCAUUUUGGGAUAGUGGAGAACCUCGAAUUGGAGAGAAAGGAGCAAGAGGCUGGAGCGCAUGGAUUCAUCAACAAGAAAAGGGUGGCUGGAUAGCUGUAACCAAACCUGAUGAUGAUGAUGAAGAUCUAGAUGAGGAUCAAGAAAUAAAGAAUAAAACUCUACCAAAAUGGCAAAUUUGGCUGGAUAUUGAAUAUUCUCGUGAAGCAAGACAGUGGUUACCUUGGAGGCCAGACAAAACCAAAAAGCAGACUGAAGAAGACUGUGAAGAUCCAGAAAGACAGGUAUUAUUUGAUGAUCUUGGACCAUCUUUAAUCCAGCUUUCUAAUCCAGAUCUUCAGCGUCAACUACUAUACUCGUUUUUGCAAUUCCUGGGAGUACCAUGUACAAGUAGACUCUUUCCUUCAAGCCUCUAUAUUGCCAUGGAUAAAGACAAUAUUUUUGACAGUGUGCUUUCUGAUGAAAAGCCAUUGACUUCUAUUGAUUUGCAACUCUCUGGAUUCAACAGCAUUGGUCAUAUGGAUACAAUGCUGGGAGGGAGACAUCAUGUAGGCCACUAUAAGGAAGGAGAGGAGUUCAUACAGAAUGUUUUUCAUGUUCUAUUCCCACUGUUUUCUGGAAAGGAACAAUCCAGUUUGUCCAUUUGUUGGUUACAGUAUGAAAUAUCUAAGGUAGUUCAAUGUCUCCAAACAAAAAACAAGAAGAAGUUGAAAGUACAAGGGAAGAAAAGUAAAAAAUUGGCCAAGAAUCUCCUUAAAGCACCUGACAACAGAAAUCACCUUUCCCUCUGGAAACUGUAUGCCUACCUAGAAUGGCUUCUUGGUAACAUUGACGAUGCUAGAAAAGUAUUUGAUACAGCUCUUAGCACGGCAGCGACAGGAGGAAUGAAGAAUCCCCAGCUCUGCAGUUUGGGUCUGCUCUAUGCUCAGCUGGAAGUGGAACUGCUGGAAAGUCUAGAAGGAGCUGUCAUGUCACGUGCUGUUCAUAUAUUGACCAAACUGGCUGAAAGUGGACCAUACGUGCCUUACAGUGGACAAAUACUGUCUGUUAAUAUCUUGAAAGCUAGGAAGACAUAUGACCACAUAUUGCAAGAUUAUUUAAGUAAAACCCCAGUUUCUAAUCAGGAUCAGGUCAGUGACUCUAAUCAGCUGGUUAACUUGGUUGGUUGUUAUGCAAUUUUCCAGUAUUUAACUGUUGGGAUUGAUGCUGCAGUAUUAAUAUAUACAGAAGCUUUGGAAAAGCUUGAAGUUCCUGACUCAAAGAAAUGUGAAAAUACUGGAGAGAAUCUUGGCAUUCAAAAUUUCCCUACAGCUCUUGAAGCUAUCACACUGCUGCAUACAAACUUGCUCAGGUUCCACAUGAAAAUUAGUGUUUAUCCUUUGAAUCCUCUGCGAGAGGCACUAACAGAGGCUCUGAAACGGUAUCCUAGCAACCAGUCUCUUUGGAGGUCAUAUAUCCAGAUCCAAAGGAAGUCUCACAAUGCUAGCAAAGCACGAAGAUUUUUUGAUGGUGUCACAAGGUCUACUGACUCUUUAGAGCCAUGGCUGUUUGCAAUCCAAGCAGAGCAGAUGAGAAAAAAACUCAUUGAGAAUGUUCAAAGAAAACAAGUCUGCUUAGAUGACCAAAGUGGACAUUAUUAGCUUAGAAAUUGCUAAAUCUUAGUACCACAGAAAUAAGGAGUAUAACAUAGAGCUACAUUCCAGUUUCUUGCUGAGCUUGCUGCCCUGCUUUACUCCUGGAUCACAGAAUACAGUUGUGGCAGAUUUAUCUGUUUCCAUAGUGAUUACUUGAGAGUUUAAUCUUUAUAUGGAGUUGUUGCUAUGUAGAAGAGGCUGGAAAUUUCCUGAAAUCACAGUGUAGUCUGCGCUCAGCAGAUCUUUUGCUCCUGGGCAAGGAGGAAAAUGUGAGUAGGAAAUGUGAGUAGCAAAGGUAUGUGUUCAUUCUUAAAGUGUAGUCUCUCUAACUCUUGCCUAGCCAUUGCUUGGAGCUACCUGUCUCCUGAUAUGACCUACAUAUCUCUACCUAACCAUGGCAGCUUUGUUCUUUGUGUCUGCAUAUAGCAACAGAGAUUUCUAGAAAAAUGUUACGAAGCUUUAUUAGCUGUAAGCUUACAAUAUUAGCACUUUAUGAAACUAUCAGUGUAUACUUUAAAAUGAUGGUGUGCUGCUCCGAUUACCGCAGUCUGGCAGUAGGCGUGCACAACACGAUAGAUUGUGACAUUCCUGACUUGUCAGUGUAAUGUGGUCCUAGAUUGUAAUAAGAAUGCUGCAGCCACCAAAUGUUAAGGAGGAUUGACACGGAGCAGUUUGUUUUGCUGUUAGUUAUACACUGACACUGUGUUAAGUUUUCAUUAUUGUUUCUAGAAUUUUAUGUAAAAUUCUGAUGGGAUGAUUUUCUCUGCAGCAUUUGGUUCUUUUCCGGUUGUCUUCUGCUAGCAUAGCUUUUCCUGUAGAUUAUAUUUGUACUGGCAUGGGUCGAAUAUUGCAAGAGCUGAGAACUACACUGCUGCAAAAGAAAGAUAAAUUGCUUGUCAGUCAUGCAUAAAGAUAAUGUUUUAUAAUGUGACAAGCUAAGAAAAUGUCUGUAAUAUGUGUGACUUUUUACUGUUUUCUAUUUUUACUUGUUUCAGUGCAUGGAAUUAGUUUUAAGACAUAAACAUAAAAGGUAAAACAGUAGUAUAUAAAAAACAAUGUGAGGUACAGUGCUUUAAAUGCCUGAUUUCAUGCAGACUAGAUUACAUCAUUUUUCCUCAUGGUCUAAGGUUGGGAUGAGAGAAAACACAACCUCAAAGGCCCUUGGGGGGAAAAAAAAAAGGCAAGUUAGGACAAAGUGUCAAGUGUGAUUGGAACAAGCUGUCAGGCUAGGAGAAUGCAUGCAGACAGAGGUGAUACUGCCAUGAGCACUGCAGGCUGUUUCUUCUGACUCAAGCAUCAAAAUUAAGCUAGUCUGCUUCAGUUGUAGACAGAAAGCAAUGCUUUGGUAAAAAAUAUGCACUUAAGAUCCUCCUUUUGUAUUGUGCAUGGAACCUGUGCGAUUUAUAUUACUGGAUGAAAAAGAAAAUGGCUCUCUAUUGUAAUCACAGUUGAGAUCUAGAGCUGAAAUUUAGGCCUUUAUCCAGGACCUACAUAGUGUGGAAUACUUUGCCAUGCAAAGGUGCCAAGGAUAAAUUUGAACAGGCUUGCUUGGGCACCAGAAGGAGGCUUGCUGAACUAGACAAGAAUUUUGUCUGGGUGGCUGUGCCGAGCUUUUCAUGAUACACCACCUUGGAUGAAGACCGAGAUAAGUGUUUUCAGAUUAUAUGAUAAUGGGUUAUUAUAAUCAAAGAGAAAUAAUCUUCUCCAGUUGGACAGCAUUGAUUUUUCAACAUACUGAAAGUAAUUUUCACAAAAAUAUCAAAUUUGUCUUCUUUUAACUGAUUUUUACUAUUUAGAGGACUUGACUAAGUUUGUGGGUGCAACAAAUCCAUUUUAUAACAUUCUGAGUUUGUAGUAUGGGGCUGAGUGCACAUAGCACUGUGUGAAUAGUGACUGUACUCAAUCUUCACCCACUUUCAUCUGGAUGUGGUACUUUAGCUCAUGUUUAAGAGUUUUUGUUGUUGUUGUUUUUGUUUUGUUUUCU